GACGUCAUCCCUCGCAUGGAACGGCGCCCUGAGCGUUGAGGCUGCGUAAGCGUGUGCGGGGCAGGGCCAGAGCACGCGCCUUACGCGGGGCGGGUUGGCCGCGCGCGUGCGCGGGGACACCUGGGGGUGGCUGUUGAUCUGGGGCCGGCAGGCGGAGCGUGGCAGGACUUGGCGAGGAGCUCCCGCCCUCACGCCUUGCGAGAGGCCGCUUCCCUCCCCAGCCCUUGGCAUCUGCUUUUCAGGACACAGCCACUCCCAAAGGGAUGGAGAAAGGCAGCUGAGACGCCCCCGAGGCUCCUGCAAACGGCCUCUCAGACUAGCCUCAUCCUACCUAGUUUGGCUUCCUGGGGGUGGGCAUUUCUUCCCAGCCUGCUCUGGACCCUUUUUAGCAGCGCAACAGACCAAAGGAGAUGGAAGAAAAGGAGCGAUGUGAUAAAUUCCAGCUGGUAUCCUGAUGCUAAGCGGAUUUAAAUCUUAUUUUGAUAUUUUUGGGGAGGAGACAGAGGGAAGGAAAUACCCCAACAGCAACUUUUUAUGGGGUGGGGGAGGAGGGAGGGAGGGAAAAAAUGAUUCCUACGUGAUUUUUGCAAGCAAUCAAUUACUAAACAAACUGAAGCACAAGAGGGUUUGCCAGCUGGAAGCAGGAUUUGCCUGUAAAAGAAGGGAUCAGUGGGCUCUUGUUUUGAUUGCGGAGGUGGGGGAGAAACUUCAGACUCCUCUGUUUCUCACUAUCUUCCCACAACUACCCUAUGAAAAAAUGAGUUGCGUGCCAUGGAAAGGUGACAAAACCAAAUCAGAGUCUCCUGAGCCACCACAGCUGGCACCACUGCGUAUUUACCAUGAGAAACAGCGUAGGGAGCUGUGUGCUCUCCAUGCCCUCAAUAAUGUCUUCCAGGACAGCAACGCCUUCACCCGGGAAACACUGCAAGAGAUUUUCCAGAGACUGUCUCCCAACACCAUGGUGACACCACACAAGAAGAGCAUGCUGGGAAACGGGAACUACGAUGUGAAUGUCAUCAUGGCAGCGCUUCAGACCAAAGGCUAUGAAGCAGUUUGGUGGGACAAGCGCAGGGAUGUUAAUGUCAUUGCCCUCUCUAAUGUGAUGGGCUUCAUCAUGAAUCUGCCCUCCAGCCUCUGCUGGGGUCCCCUGAAGCUCCCCCUUAAACGACAGCACUGGAUCUGCGUCCGGGAGGUGGGAGGCACCUACUACAAUCUCGACUCCAAACUCAAGAUGCCAGAGUGGAUUGGAGGUGAAAGUGAGCUCAGGAAAUUUUUGAAACACCAGCUGAGAGGAAAGAACUGUGAACUUCUGCUGGUGGUGCCAGAGGAGGUGGAAGCACAUCAGAGCUGGAGAGCUGACAUGUGACCUGGAUUUGCCCUGUCCUUUCUCACUACAGCUCCAGUCCCUCCCCCCACAACCCACUGAUGUCCUCUGGCCUGGAUAAUGGGUGCCCUAGCUCUUUUCCUCUGGAACUUCCUUUCAUUGGUCUCUUUUCUUUCUGUAUUGAUGGUGCAAUAGGACAGUGGCAUAGGGUAUUGUGGGGGCCGAAAUGGAGGAGGAAGGAAGCCAGUCACUUUUUAAUGAGGAGAGGGAGUUCUAUGCUUUUAAACUGAUUACCUUGCAUAGUGCUCUUUAAAAUAAGCUUUGGGGAUAAGGUGUUUGGAACACUCUGCUGAUUCUUCCCCAUACCCCCAAUAUCUUAAAGACUAAUUGUGGUUGGACACUACUCCCUCCAGACUUAACAAAACUUCUUUGGAUGGAAGGUGUCAAGCAUGCUGCCUCCUCUCUGAAACAGUCUCUACCCCCAAAGCAAACUAUGCUGGAUACAUUUGCAAAUCAUGGGGGACUCUCAGGAAACUGUUGAACACUAGCAAUGGUAUGGUGCUCUGUAGAAUCUCCUGUUUAGUGAGGGUUUGUGCCAAGGGUUAGGGACAACCUAUCUUUAAAGAAACUCUUGGGGUAGGUUGGGGGGAUUCUUCUCUAAUGUUUUUAGGGACUUUUGUUAUGCAGAUGGCUUAGAUGCUUCUUUGGAUAGGGCAGGGCAGGCUGAUUAGGGAGUAGAAGUAGUAACAAGUUUAGGCUGGUGCAGAAGCAUCACAUCUGGAGUGAGAGAGGCCACCGGAGGCUUGUAGGGGGUUUUCAUUGGUGCGGUAUAUAACAUCUUAAUUGUUCCUGUAUGUGCACUUGUUAGUUCAGGAGCUGAUUGCAGAGAAGGGAAUAAAACUGAAGGUGUUUAAGAGGAAGGAGGGAGUCGUUUCCUCUUAUUUUCCUCCUCUGGGGAAGACUAGCCAUGGCCAUGAGAGAGGAAGAAAGAGGGUGGAGAAACUCUUCUACAAAUAAACUAGGAGUUACGCAAAGCAAAAUCAAAGAGAGGCAUUGCAAUUCUAGAUUUCUCUGCCUCCUGUCGUCAUCAGCAGUUACUGGGAGAGAUGCAUACAGGGUUCAUGAGAGAGUCUUCCUGAUGGUAAAGGCAGAUUGGCUAGCAUGGUAGCUGAACAAAGUACUUCGGUUUUGGCUGACAGACAUUCCCCUGACUGCUGAGUCACCUCACCCUCUGUUCCCUCCUGCAGAGAAAAGUGACUAAGAGACAGGGAGACUCGAGUAGAAUUCUUUCACUCAGUGUUUUUUCCUAUGCCACCAGGUGCUGGGUGUAGUUUAAUCAUUCCUUCCGCAGCAGAAAGAGGAAAGGGUGAGUUUGGGAUGAAUUUCACACUACUAUUGACUCUUCCUGGUCAAGAUAUGUUACGACUGUUUGUCUCAUUUCCUAAUGCACAUGCUGUCCUCCCAGUUAUAACAGCAAGUGUAGAACAGUGAUGGAAACCACCCUGGGUAAGCCAGUGUCUGAAGCUAAACUUACAAACCACCAAAGCCUUCCCUUUGCAACAGAAAACAGAGGCCAUGUGGCAACAGGACAAGAGUGAUGGUGUGGUCAACCCUGGACAUCCUACAGGCACCAUGCUGCAGCCUCCUGACAACACAUUGGCAGUGGCUCUUCUGCACAUUCUACAGUCCAAACCCAAUGUUUCUAUUUCUACAAGAGCCCUACUUCCUUCUUACCACCACAUUCCAGUGACCAAAACCAGCUGGCAGAAUUUUUAAACACAUCACAAGCAGGAAUUCUGCUUAUGACUUGAAGCCAUUUUCUAAAAGGGAAGGGAAAAAAAAUCAACAGCAAAAGAAUUUUCUAUGCUGAUUAAAAUCACACUUUGGAGAGACCCUGUUUGCUUGGAAGCCGCAAGCCAAUGGAUCAGUGCACAAUAUGCAAAGAUGUUUUAAAAACAUUGUAGGGCUGCCUCCCUAUAUUUGUAUCUAAUGUCACUGCUUAACCCCCAGGGAAAGGGUGUGAUCCAGCUGCUCAGGAAAAGGGAAACUGUAUGAUCACAUCCCUGGGGAAUAGUGCUGUGGUGACAGAGGGAGGGGAAACAGACUAAUCCCACUGCUUAGGAGUGGGGAAGCCCAUGUUUGUUUUUUUGCUUGUUUGGUUUUGUUAUAGCCUUGUCUUGGGUUUGUUUACAGAGAUGUAUUUUGUUUAACCAAAUAUUAAAAAUGGAAAAAUCUCCAUAUAAAGUGUCCUGUCACUUCUGUGUGUUCAGCUGAAUUGUUCUGUAACAUGGUAUGUAAAGGAAAAAAUAAAUUGUUCUUUGUUAUGAA
This is a messenger RNA of Chrysemys picta bellii (western painted turtle), 3652 nucleotides long. It is a transcript of the gene JOSD1, whose product is annotated as Josephin domain containing 1. Gene Ontology annotation, biological process: protein deubiquitination. Gene Ontology annotation, molecular function: cysteine-type deubiquitinase activity. The record is from RefSeq and is a predicted model, not a curated record. NCBI's taxonomy places the organism in Eukaryota, Metazoa, Chordata, Testudines, Emydidae.